Lathyrus sativus (Indian pea) is the source of this 642-nucleotide messenger RNA. Lineage: Eukaryota; Viridiplantae; Streptophyta; Magnoliopsida; Fabales; Fabaceae. The record is from the annotation of a GenBank genome assembly.
AUGGCUUUUACAAGUGUUAUAGCUCUUUUUGCAUUUCUUGUUCUUCAACCACUUUUGGCUAAAAGUGACUUGCUUUCUCCUUUGAUUUCUCCUAUCUUUGAUGAUGUGUGCAAGGAAGUGGAGUGUGGGAAAGGAACAUGCAAAGCUUCUAAGAAUAGUGUUAUUCCGUUUGAAUGUGAGUGUGAUAAAGGUUGGAAGAAAGCUUUUGAUUCCAAUGAUGAUGGUGGCUUGAAGUUUCUUCCUUGCAUCAUUCCUAAUUGUACAUUGGACUACUCUUGCUCCAAAGCUCCUGCCCCUGCUCCAGAAAAGGCAAGAAAAGCCAACGAGUCGAUAUUUGAUGCUUGCCAUUGGGUUGAUUGUGGAGGCGGCUCGUGCAAGAAGACAUCGAGGUUCAGCUAUAGUUGUGAAUGUGAAGCAAGCUAUAAAAAUCUCCUCAAUGUCACUACCUUUCCUUGCUUCAGAGAAUGUGCUCUUGGCAUGGGUUGCUCUGACCUUGGAAUAUCAGUGACAAAUUCAUCAUCAGCAUCUUCUCCGCCACCAGCAUUGAAUGAGGACAGUAAGAGUGAAGCUAGCUCAACUCUACAAGGAAGAUCCAUUUGGCUGGUCUUGAUUAUGGUCAUGGCAAAGUUACAGUUGCAGUAG